Messenger RNA from Colletotrichum karsti, 1599 nucleotides. RefSeq names its product neutral amino acid. The coding region runs from base 1 to 1599 and encodes 532 amino acids. Gene Ontology annotation, cellular component: vacuolar membrane. Gene Ontology annotation, molecular function: amino acid transmembrane transporter activity. The transcript is spliced from 9 exons. NCBI's taxonomy places the organism in Eukaryota, Fungi, Ascomycota, Sordariomycetes, Glomerellales, Glomerellaceae. Gene Ontology annotation, biological process: amino acid transmembrane transport. The record is from RefSeq and is a predicted model, not a curated record.
AUGGAGAAAGACAUGCGCCAACCCGAGCCCCCCGCCUCGACAGAGGGCAAGGCCGCCUCCGAGCUCAACUACUCCCGGACGGACCCCGAGACGGGCGGUUCGAGUGGGUUCAGCGCCUGGUUCGGCGGUCGCAACACAAAGGUCGGACCGAGGAUAGCGCCCGUCCAGGAGAACAUCGUCGACGCCUCCGACAGCGAGGCGAGCGCCGACGCGAUCCUCGGCAAGCAGCUCGCGGAGGAGGACGGCCACGCCAUCAAGUACCGGACGUGCAGCUGGCAAAAGACUGCUGGAUUGCUCUUCUCCGAGUACAUUUGCCUGGCCAUCAUGAGUUUUCCGUGGUCGUAUAGUAUUCUCGGCCUCGUUCCCGGCUUGAUUCUGACUGCCGUCAUUGCGCUCAUCGUCCUCUACACCUCGCUGGUGCUCUGGCAGUUUUGCUUGAGACACCCCGAAGUUCGUGAUGUGUGCGACAUUGGGCAGAUGCUCUUCUGGGGCAAGAAAUGGGCUUGGUACGCCACGGCCUUCAUGUUUAUUUUGAAUAAUACGUUCAUCCAAGGCCUCCAUGUUCUCGUCGGCGCCAAGUACCUCAACACCAUGACCGAGUCCGACCCGGUCGUCUGCCGUACGGUCGUCUUCUCCAUCGUUGUUACUGUCAUCUGCUGGGUCUCGUCCUUGCCGCGAACAUUUUCCGCCCUCUCCAAGGCUGGAACCGCCUCGGCUGCGUUCACAUUCAUUUCCGUGCUCCUGGCAACCAUCUUCGCCGGCAUUCAAGCGCAUCCCGCCGGCUACGACCCUCGUCCCUCUUACGUUGACAAGAACGGCGUCACCCAGACGGGCGGCAACCCCGUCGUCACCGCCAUUCCAAUUUACGGCACCACGUUCGUCUCUGGUAUGAAUGCAUUCUUGAACAUCAGUUAUACCUUCAUUGGGCAGAUCACUCUCCCCAGCUUCAUCGCGGAGAUGAAGGAUCCUCGGGACUUCCCCAAGGCGCUCUGGGCCGUCACGAUCGGCGAGAUCAUCGUCUUCAGCAUCGUCGGCGCCGUCAUUUACGCCUACACCGGCAACCAGUACAUGACCGCCCCUGCUUUCGGCUCUCUCGAGGAGGUCUACAAGAAGGUGUCUUUCUCCUUCAUGAUUCCCACCCUGAUCUUCCUCGGCGUGCUGUAUGCCAGUGUCUCGGCCCGCUUCCUCUUCUUCCGCUUGUUCAAGGGCACGAAGCAUCUGCACGAGCACACCGUCAUCGGAUGGGGAUCUUGGGCUACCAUUUUGCUUGCUCUCUGGCUUUUGGCUUUCUUGAUUGCCGAGGUGAUCCCGUUCUUCUCGUCUCUCCUCUCCCUCAUGUCUUCGCUUUUCGAUUCAUUCUUCGGCUUCAUCUUUUGGGGUGUCGCAUACUUCCGCAUGCGCGGUGCCGACAACCGGGCUGGGGUUCCGAAACCCAACAAGCUCGUCGACCUGGCAUCCGUGGGACUCAACAUCAUCAUCAUUCUCACCGGUGUUUUGUUCCUGACUGCGGGUACUUACGCCAGUGUUGAGGGCAUUAUUCAAGAAUUCGAGGCCGGUACCGUCGGCAAGGUAUUCGGCUGCGCGAGCAACGGUAUAUGA